AUGGGUAUUGUGCAGAUCCUUGUUGUGGUUUUCCUGUAUGUGAACAGUCUCCUGAUUGUCACCUUCUUCAAGAAAGAAGCUUUCCGGACGAACAUGCGUUAUAUGUUUUUUGCACACACACUAGUGGUUGACUGCAUAUUCCUGCUCCUGACCAAUUUGGUCCUCCUGUGGAGUUACUUUAACAUCCUAAUAACCGCAUGGUCUUGUAUUUUAGUCUGCUUCAUUAUGGGAAUCCUAACUUACGCCACCCCGCUGACCCUCACUGCCAUGUGUUUGGAGCGCUAUGUGGCCAUCUGUAUGCCCCUGAGACACGCGGACAUUUCCACAACCAGCAGGGCCAUUUCUUCCAUCUUAAUCAUUCUGGCUCUGAGCGCCAUACCUUCUACUCUCAUCCUCACCAUUCUCUUUUCUUCAGUAUCGCUCAGUUUUUACACGACACGCACAAUCUGCACCGUCGAGAUAACGAUCGUGCACAAGUGGCAAUCCUAUCUGAGGUCUGCUAUAGCGCAGUUCUGUUUUUUCGUCAUGGCAAUUAUCAUUGCAUUUACCUACCUUAAAAUAAUGGCAGCAGCCAAAGCCGCAUCCUCAGAUAACAAGAGGUUGGCUUCCAAAGGCUCUAAGACAGUGAUUCUGCACUCCAUGCAGUUGCUUCUCUGUCUAACCGAGAUGUUGUGCCCAUUCAUAGAGAUGGCUGUGUAUGAGGUAAACAUGCAGCUAUUUCUUGACGUGAGAUAUUUCAAUUAUCUCGCCUUUAUUUUAGCUCCAAGAUGUCUAAGCCCCCUUGUGUAUGGUUUAAGAGAUAACAAAUUCUACCUGGUUUUAAAAUAUUAUGCCUUAUUUGGACUAAAUAAAAAAUAUCCCCAUACUACAUGA
This is a messenger RNA of Lepisosteus oculatus (spotted gar), 873 nucleotides long. Its product is annotated as odorant receptor 131-2-like. Gene Ontology annotation, cellular component: membrane. Gene Ontology annotation, biological process: G protein-coupled receptor signaling pathway; detection of chemical stimulus involved in sensory perception of smell. Gene Ontology annotation, molecular function: G protein-coupled receptor activity; odorant binding; olfactory receptor activity. The record is from RefSeq and is a predicted model, not a curated record. Lineage: Eukaryota; Metazoa; Chordata; Actinopteri; Semionotiformes; Lepisosteidae.